GAAUUCCCUUUUCAAAACUUUUCACCACCCCCAUACUGGUUUCUAUAUAAACCCAUCAAGCUCUCCAGUAUUUGCUUCAUGUCAAACACUGCUCCCACAAUAUCAGAUAUCUCCUCUUGAGUUUCAGCUCUUCUUUCAUAUUUAGUUUCUCAUUGUAUUUGAUAUAUAUAGUUGCAACUUAGGUCGGUGGCGAACAUGAAGAACGGGGCUUCAGUGGUCUUGAAACAGAUCAUUGCACUGCUGACUUCCAUUGCGAAAACAAAAUCCAUGGCGGUCAAGAGCAAAACAAGUGCCUUGAAGUCUCGCAUACUGAUGUUCUCAUUCUUGAGGAGCAAGAAGGUGUUGCUCCACUCCAUAUCGGAAAAGAUUCACAGCAUUCUGGGGCAGCAUGGGGGUGAAGACGAGGUGGGUGAGCAGAGCAAGGCUGUGGUAGUCCUUCACAGUGAGGUGGAGUGGAGCCCAAGCCGCACGUAUCAGCUGGUGGAGAGAGCAGAGGAUGACGAUGGAAAGUACCCAGAUCUUACUCACUGUCUGUUUGAAGAGGAAGAGGAGGAGGUGGACAUGAGGGGUGGAUCCAUUAUAGAUAUGGUGAAGAAUGGGAAGGAGGAGGAGGGAGAGGAAUUCAGAUUGGAAGAUGAGAUUGAUCAUGUGGCUGACUUGUUUAUAACGAGGUUCCAUAAACAGAUGCGCAUGCAGAAGCUGGAGUCUUUCAAAAGAUAUCAAGAGAUGCUCCAGAGAGGCGUCUAGUUGCAGGGAAGGAGUGGUGUAUGUGAUGAUGUGAAUGGUCUUUUCGGUUUUCACCAUUAAUUUAUUAGCCAGUGAGCUGCAUCAGAGCCUGAUAUGUACUUGUGUAAAGUUUUGUUUUUCAAUAAAAAUG
Molecule: messenger RNA, 877 nt
Organism: Vitis riparia (riverbank grape)
Lineage: Eukaryota; Viridiplantae; Streptophyta; Magnoliopsida; Vitales; Vitaceae
Exons: 1
Coding region: 196-747 (183 amino acids)
Source: RefSeq, a predicted model, not a curated record